AUUAAACGAGCUGCAUUACAUCUGUAAUAUAUCCUCCAACCAAUAUGACGGAGAACGUGUGAAUUGGGUAGAGUUGGUGAUGUGAAAUUCUUUCUUGAUUGUAAAUAUUACCAAAUUCUCAUCAAUGCUACAGAAAAAAGAAAAGGAAAUGAUGAUAAUUUCAUAGAAAAAUCUAAUUAUUAUUAUUAUCAUCAUUCUAGUGUCAAAUAUUUUGUGAAUGUAAAUUUGUAAGAAGAAGAACAAUAAUGUUUAUUGUGGGAGAAGAAAUGCAAAUAAUUAAUUUGUAAUAUUUAUUGAAGAAACUUUGUUUAAUAUAUUAAACAUGUGCACGGGUAAAUUCUGCAAGAGAUAAAACAACUACAAGAAAAACAUACAGCUGGCUACGACUACUACUACUACUACUACUACCAACAUCAUCAUCAUCAUAAAGUACAACAAUUAUGAUAAGGAUAAUAUAAAAACAACAUAAAUUUCUCUAUGAAGAUGGAGAGUGGAGAUGAGGUGGGAAACUGUUCUGUAGCUAGGUCGGCUGAAGUUGAAACUAGAAGUGCAUUGAGUUUGUUAUCAUCAUCAUCAUCCUCGCUGUUAUUAUGAUGGCCUGUGUGGAGGAAGUCAACUAAAGAGACCCGAGCAAAAACAUUAUCAAGCGAAAAGCAGAAGAGUCGCCCUUCGUGUGAUGAGACAAAGAUGACCACCACCAGUAGCAGUAAUUCAGUAAAUGAUGACAGUCGAAGUUGUUGUAGCAGUAAAGUGUAUGAGGAUGAGAAAGAAGAAACUCCAGAUUCCGACCGAAGACUUCCACUCGCUUUUAAUCUAAGUCGCCAUACGGAGAAGAUUUUAGCUCCAGAAGUGUUGACACAGACAUGGAGGAUGAAAGAAAGGAUGAAAACUGUCAGUGUUGCCUUGGUAUUAUGUUUGAACGUUGGAGUGGACCCUCCUGAUGUUGUGAAAACCUCUCCUUGUGCUCGUUUAGAAUGUUGGGUCGAUCCUCUUUCCAUGAGUCCUCCAAAAGCUUUAGAGACUAUUGGAAAUCGUCUCCACCAACAGUAUGAUAGAUGGCAGCCACGGGCCCGUUACAAACAAUCCCUGGAUCCAACUGGUGAUGAAGUCAAGAAACUUUGUACAACUAUGAGGAGAAAUGCUAAAGAUGAGCGAGUCCUGUUCCAUUAUAAUGGUCAUGGAGUACCAAAACCAACAUCAAAUGGAGAAAUUUGGGUUUUUAAUAAAACAUACACGCAGUAUAUUCCUUUGUCUAUAUAUGAUCUUCAGAGCUGGAUGGGAAGUCCAUCUAUUUAUGUUUAUGACUGUUCUAAUGCUGGAGUAAUUGUGGAAUCUUUUAAACAGUUCUCUGCUCAGAGAGAACAAGAAAGAGAGGCAAUGAUGAGUACUCAUAAUUCCUCAGUGACUGGAGAGAUUAGCAGUGGUUCUUCAGUGUCAUCAACUACUAAUCCAACGGCAGCUUCCACCCCAGUGUCUAUGAGUAACUGUAUCCAGUUAGCCGCUUGUAGUAAAGAUGAGCUGUUACCUAUGAACCCUGAACUUCCAGCAGAUGUGUUUACCUCGUGCCUCACCACCCCAAUCAAAAUGGCGCUCACAUGGUAUGUUUCACAGGAUUCUGGUAAGCUUGUUUCUGGCGCCACUCAAGAACUUGUUGACAAAAUACCUGGGCAGUUGAAUGAUAGACGGACAAUGCUUGGUGAAUUAAACUGGAUUUUCACAGCAAUUACAGAUACUAUUGCUUGGAACACACUUCCAAGAGAAUUAUUUCAAAAAUUGUUCAGGCAAGAUUUAUUGGUUGCCAGUCUUUUUCGCAACUUUCUGCUGGCAGAAAGAAUUAUGCGAUCUUACAACUGUACUCCAGUUUCAAGCCCACCUUUGCCCCCCACAUAUCAGCAUCGGAUGUGGGCUGCCUGGGAUUUUGCUCUUGAUAUGUGCUUACGUCAGCUGUCUAAGAUUGUUGAUAGUGAUGGUACGCAAUUUGACCACAGUACUUUCUUUGCACAGCAGUUAACAGCAUUCCAAGUUUGGCUAACAUAUGGUUCUGAGACACGGAAUCCACCUGAACAGCUACCAAUCGUAUUACAGGUUUUGUUGAGUCAAGUCCACAGGGUGAGAGCACUGGAACUCUUGGGCCGGUUCCUGGAUUUGGGUCCCUGGGCAGUCAGUCUGGCAUUAUCGGUUGGAAUCUUUCCUUAUGUGCUGAAGUUGUUACAGAGUUCUGCUCGUGACCUUCGACCUUUGCUCGUAUUUAUAUGGUCGAAAAUUUUGGCUGUUGACAGUUCUUGUCAGACAGAGUUGGUCAAAGACAAUGGUCAUAACUAUUUCCUCUCGGUGUUGAGUGACCAGUGUAUGUCAUCAGAGCAUCGGACAAUGGCUGCAUUUAUUUUAGCAACAAUUGUUAAUAAUUAUCCCCAAGGACAGAAAGCAACGUUCCAAGGUAAUGUGAUUUCCAUCUGUCUUGAACAGCUUCAUGAUUCUAACCCACAUUUCAGGCAGUGGUUAGCUCUGUGUCUUGGAAAGGUCUGGAUGAACUAUGAAUCAGCACGAUGGUGUGGAGUUCGAGACCUUGCACAUGAAAAAUUGAGCAACCUGCUCACUGAUUCUGUACCUGAGGUUCGUGCCGCUGCUGUGUACGCGCUGGGAACUUACAUCAGCUGCUGUUCGUCAGCACGUAGCGACCACGCCAGCAACAUAGACUUAGGUAUUGGGAUGAGUUUGACACACAUAAUACAUGAUGGAAGUUCUCUGGUGCGAAAGGAACUUGCCGUUGCUUUGGGUGGUCUAGUGCAACAAUUUGAGUCUCCAUUUGUUGCUGUGGCAUCUCAGAUGUUAGGAGAAGAACGACUGCGGGAGAAGAAUACCCCUAUGAUAGCCGCUGUGACACCUGGAGGGUGGAAUGUUGUCACACCAGUAUCUUCAGACGGCUAUCUGACACUACCUCUUGCUGGCAUGAAACGUAGUGCCUCCCGGGGUAACUUAAAAUCCGCAACUAGUCGACAUGGGCUGUCAAGCAGCAACAGUAUUUCAAAUUUGGAGGGAUUAAUCAUGCCAGACUCUGGUGGUGGGGCUACUGCGUCAGGCAGUGGCACUCUCUGUGUUGCUAACAGCGACCGCAUCAGACGUACAUCAUCCAGCUCCAACCUCUCCACAUGCACAUCUAUGGUGAACAAUGUCUAUGUUAGUGUUUGGCGCACGCUACUAUUGCUCUCUUCCGACCCUCAUCCCGAGGUUAUGGAAAUAGCAAAGAUUGUUAUAAAUGACAUCAAACAGAAGGCUACAGAGCCGUUGACUAAAAAUCACUUCUCUUCUAAUUCCUGCCAGUCCGCACCAUCAAGUCCACCCGGUCGUGGCUCCAACUUUGCUGCAAUGAGGAAUCAUUCAGCAGAUGUGCCGGAUUCAAAAUCUGAUAUGAAAGUUGACCAAAACAAUGAAAAGCGGCCUCGUAGCCAAAAUUCUGAAAGCUCAACGGAAGGUAGAAGGGAAAUAACAAGUCCAAAUAAGAAGAGCUCAUCAUCAUCUCAGACUAAAGACUCCGGACUCAACAAAGGUGCAAAUAUGGCAAAUGUCAUGACCAGUUCCCAGGAACUUCGGCGCCAACAGCAAGGAACAUUAUCUGCUGGCUCAACAACUCAUCGACGAGACAACUCUGGUGAGCGGAAUCGGCGCAGUCCAUCACACAGUGAUACGAACGGCACGGAAAGUGAUUCAGCCAAGUCAUCAAAGCGUGGCUCUCGUAAUCGCCCAGCAUCUCCUGCAAAUCAGCUAAUCCCUUAUUCAGCUCAGUUUCUACCAACACGGAAAAUGUUUGAUAAAGGGCCAGGACAUGUUGAUGAUAAAAAAGAUGAACCAGGGAAUAAGGAGUUUAAAGAACCAUUGGUCACAACCCAAUUCUUCAAGUGGAGCAGCAAGUAUUUUGCGCAACCAUUGAAACCUGGAGAUGAAGGUGACCCCGAAAGCAAGUUAUCAAUGGAACGGGAUUACCGUUUCCAACGCAAUGCUACAGUCAGGAAUGAAGCUAAAGUGGAACAGUUCAAAGCUGGCCACAAUCGGUUUGAUGAUCAAAUAUUCGUCAAUAAGAACUCAGGAAGUCCUGCUGUACUGCGUUUCCACCCUUAUGAGGCCCACCUAGCAGUUGCUGACAAGGACAAUAUCAGUAUAUGGGACUGGGAACAGGGUAUCCAGCUUAGCCAUGUGAACAGUUGCCAUCCAAAGAACUGUCGUAUAACUUCAAUGGAGUUCAUCAACCCACAUGACCAGGCUUUGUUAAUGUGUGGUUCAGACGAUGGUUCUAUACGAGUGUGGCGACACUACAGUGAGCAGGGCAAACAGGAAUUGGUUACUGCAUUUCAGGGUCUCUCAGAGAUGUUGCCUUUACAUCGAGGUUCAGGUUUAGUUGUGAGUUGGGACCAAAACACUGAGACAUUGUUUACCACAGGUGAUGCACGUAUCAUAAGAAUAUGGGACAUUCAUCGAGAAAUGAAAACACAGGAUUUACUCACUGGUGCUGACAGUUGUGUGACCAGCAUCACUUCUGAUCCUUCCAACAUGGCUGUGUUGGUAGCAGGUUGUGGUGAUGGUUCUGUACGUGUCUUUGACAGUAGGCUUUCACCAUCAGAAUCUUUGGUGAGAACAUUCCAGGAACACACCAGCUGGGUCAUGAAUGUGCACUAUCAACGAGGAUUGCUGAAUAAGAUUGUGAGCUCCAGUUCUGCUGGUGACAUACGAUUUUGGGACAUUCGACAUCCGGAAUCAGUUCGGAAGUUUCAGCUGCAACAAGGUUUGACUGCAAUUGAGUUACAUCAAUAUGCUGAUGUGAUUGCUAGUGGUUCCAACCAAGCAAUAGUGAUCUUCAACCAUGCUGGAGAACAGCGCAGUGUUAUAAAAAAUCACGAGGGCUUUCUCGGCCAGAGAAUCGGACCGGUCCGAUGUUUGACUUUCCACCCAUACAAGGUCAAACUUGCGGCGGGAUGCACUGACUCUUUGGUAUCUGUCUAUUCCACUGCACAGUGAAGUAGGUCAUCACUCUUCACCAUGUACUUUAGGAAUUCUGGAUGUGUAACUGCUUUAGAAGUGCAGAUUUCAUUGCUAAUUUUAGCAGCAAAGAUUUCAGGUUCAAUACAACCAAUGAUUCAAUGAGCCUUUCUGGAAGACAAGGUGCUAUUUGCAAACAGUAUUGUGUUAAGGGGCAGGGGAGGAAAAAAACCAAACCAGACCAAAAAAAAUAUAGAAAGACAUGACAGUAAAAAAAAAUGAAUGAGUAAAUACAAUAUUAAAUAUUUAAAAGAAAGAGUUUAUUUAAAAAAUGUAAAAGGUACAAAAAAGUUUAUUACAUUUGCUUUUUUUUUUCUUUAAAAAUGUGAUGUAAUCAAGAAAUUUUCAUAUUGGGAAAUGAAGGUGAAAUUUGAAGUAGCGAGUCGACUAGAGAAAACUGAAAGUGGAAGAAAUACACACACGCGCACACACACACAUUUCAAAAGCAUACAUGCAUGCACAGCAUUUACAUAUACACACAAUAUGUUUGUACAUUUUAAAAUAUAAACUCAAAAUUGUACUUCUCUGUUCUUUUUCUCUGAAGUGACUUCUGCUUUUCACCAAACCUUUCUACAUAAUGCUGUCUUUUAUAAUGUUUCUCUUUUAUUUUCCUUAGAGAUUUAACAAUUUCAUAGUAGCACACAUACAUACUAUAUAUAGUUUAUUAUACAUAAACUAGCUCCUCUCUCUAAAGACUUAACAAUAUACCUGUAUACACAACUCAUUAAAACACACAAACAUACUCACAGUCUACACCACCACCACCACCUCCUUAUUAAGGCAGAAGAUUAUAACCCUUUUAUUUGUUUUACCUUAUUUUAAUAUUGUUCAGGUUAUAUGACCAGACUUCAAUGGACUCUUCUUCUCUACAGUUUUUUUCCCCACCAAAAAUAUUUCCAUCUGAAUUUUGCUGCUGAAUUAGCAUUUCUUUUAGUCGUAUUUAUUUUUUUUUGUACUUUUUUAAGGCAUGUACUUGAUGGGGGAGGAUUCAGAGUAGAAUGAAAAAAUUAAAUUUUGUGAAAAUUUCAAAUAUUUUUUUAUUUUCUUAAAUUCAAGAAAAUGUUUUGGGUUUUAUGUCACGUUUGUAAAAGAAAAGUAAAAUCUUUGCUGUGUUUUUUAUUAUUAUUAUUAUUAUUAUUAUUAUUAUUAUUUUUGUUGAGUUUAAUCAAUUACAAAGUGGACAAGAUAUCAACCAUUUUUGGCUUGCAGAUCUCUUUACAGGUGUUACAUAUUGCCCCUCAGCAAGAUACUUGACUGUGCUUGUGUUAGGGCUUCAUGCUUGAAUAUGAAUUCAUUAUUAUUAUUAUUAUUUUUAUUAUUUGAGUUUUCUUUUAAACUUCUCAUUGUGUUGUAAAAUAGCUGACUUAUUAUUUUACGUUUGUAAUGUUUAAUUUGCAUCUAUGACUAUAAUUUAUUUCAUACAGUGUAAGAAGAGAGAGCAAUGGUAUUGAUAUUUCGUUUGGUCUUGUUUAGAAGCUUUGUAAAACAGUCAGACAAAGCUUACCUAAACUGACUGACUAACUAUUUUAGGCUGUGUAUAUAAACUACUGUCAGAAAUGGUGUGACAACAUUGCUGCUGUUGUUAAUCAAGCUGAUCACACACACACACUCACACACACACACACACACACACCACACACACACUCACACACACACACCAUGAUGGGUAGAUUGCAAUGUAACAUCACAACCACAAAUUAUUGACUUUUGAAUGAUGAAUUCAAGACACAAAGACUGUUUUGAUUUCUUUUUUUCUCCCUUUUUGUUAAUGAUGCUGAAAUCAUUGUGACUCCAUUUUCGUUUGUAUUGAAAGUUAUAAGGGGUCACAUGAUCACUUACCAGAAUCUAUGAUGGCAGAAAGACAUUGUAAAUAGAAAAUGAAAAAACCCGUUCAACUUUGGCAUACUAAUAUAAUUAAUCUUAUAAACUGAUUCUCUAUACACUAACUGAUUAAAAGCAUCUGAAAAAUUA
This is a messenger RNA of Octopus sinensis (East Asian common octopus), 7002 nucleotides long. Its product is annotated as regulatory-associated protein of mTOR. The coding region runs from base 688 to 5010 and encodes 1440 amino acids. Gene Ontology annotation, cellular component: TORC1 complex; cytoplasm. Gene Ontology annotation, molecular function: protein binding; protein-macromolecule adaptor activity. Lineage: Eukaryota; Metazoa; Mollusca; Cephalopoda; Octopoda; Octopodidae. The transcript is spliced from 32 exons. Gene Ontology annotation, biological process: positive regulation of protein serine/threonine kinase activity; cellular response to amino acid stimulus; cellular response to starvation. The record is from RefSeq and is a predicted model, not a curated record.